AUGCUUGGUAUUCAAAAUAGAUAUGCUGUCGUAAAGUUAUUUGAACCAUUUGGCAAGAUUACCUUUUUGGAUUACAUGUUCCAUUGGAGUGGACCCAAAAAGGGACAGCCGCGAGGUUACUGUUUUCUUGAAUAUGAAAAGAAAGAGGAAGCAUUAAAAGCCAUGAGUGCGUUGCACGGACGAAUUGUGAAAGGACGACCUCUUGUGGUUUCAUUUGCCCACAUGGUAAGGACAGGUUUUAAAAGAGAAUAUGAUUAUGAUUACAGUUUAUUUAUUUAUUUCGAUCUAGACAAAUCAAGAGGAUAG
Phycomyces blakesleeanus NRRL 1555(-) is the source of this 306-nucleotide messenger RNA. RefSeq lists its product as hypothetical. The record is from RefSeq and is a predicted model, not a curated record. The coding region runs from base 1 to 306 and encodes 101 amino acids. The transcript has 2 exons. Gene Ontology annotation, molecular function: RNA binding. NCBI's taxonomy places the organism in Eukaryota, Fungi, Mucoromycota, Mucoromycetes, Mucorales, Phycomycetaceae.